Phytophthora sojae is the source of this 1782-nucleotide messenger RNA. RefSeq lists its product as hypothetical. The record is from RefSeq and is a predicted model, not a curated record. The transcript has a single exon. Gene Ontology annotation, molecular function: oxidoreductase activity. Lineage: Eukaryota; Oomycota; Peronosporomycetes; Peronosporales; Peronosporaceae. Bases 1 to 1782 code for a protein of 593 amino acids.
AUGAAGAUCCUAUUGGUUCUGAGCGUCGCUCUCUUCGCGCUGCUCUCGCGACUGGCGGAAGUUGAAGCGCAAACGACCUGCGGGUCCCGACUCCGCAAAGACUGGGAUAUGAUGACCGCCACGGAGAAGACGACGUACAAGAACGCCAUCGCCGCGGCAAUGGACUCCGGCGCCUACAUCAAGUUCGUCGAGAUGCACACGGAGAUGAGGUCCGAGAUGGAGGCUCACCGCCAGUGCAUGUUCGUCUACUGGCACCGCUUGAUGCUCGUCGUGUUCGAGAACAUGCUACGCGGACAAGGCGCGGCGUACGCGUGUGUGACGGUGCCGUAUUUCAACUGGAUUGUGGCCGCGGCCCGCGUGACGGCGGGCACGUGCAACUCGUUCGGCAGCUGCAUGGCCAUCACCAGGGAGCUCGGCGGUUGGACGGGCACGCAACGGACGCUCGCCAUCAACGGUAUCAACAACUCCGGUCGCUGUGUGGCCGUGUCGCCGUUGGAUCACUUCUGCCAGCUUUCGUCCCUCAGCGGAGCCAACUGCGCCCGGUGCGUGCCUCGCAGCGACUGGAGCGUGGCUCGGGUGCCCACCUCUGCAGGGUACGCGUCCGUGCGCCAGCAAGUGUUCAACGGCAGGACCAUCGGUCAGAUGUCGCCUCUCAUCGAGCAGGGCUGCCACAACAACGUCCACGCCAACCUCGCCAGCACCAUGGGAACGUUCGCCUCGCCGUCCGACCCGAUCUUCUGGUCGCACCACGCGAUGAUCGAUCUGCUCCACGUCGUCUUCCACAAGUGCCGCGUGGGAACAGCUCGGCUUACGUUCGCUCAGAAGGCGGCAAGUGUCGGCUGGACGUCUUGUGCCCGCCGUGACGGUGGCACCUUCAGCCCGACCGACGUGAUCACCAUGCGUACGGGCGAGAGGGGCAUUAAUCCGAUCCCUGGCCAGAACGACCCACGAAUCGGCAGAUACUUCACGGGGGUCCCCAACCAGUUCGCAGGUCUCAUGGACGUGCGCGAUUUGGGCGCCAGCAGCUACGGCUACUACAUCAGCGGACAGGUCGCGACCAUGUACACCCAAUGCGAUGCAGCGCCGAUGUCCCGCAAGCUGGAGGAGAUGGCAACCAACAGCACCGCCCCAAAGCCAAAAAUGUGUGGCGUGGCCGAAGACGAUGGCUACGAUGCCGACGGAAACGACUACGCGUCGCAGAACAACUUCCCCGAGACCGACUACACCGGCCAGGACGACGGUCAUCAGGACAUCGUGGUCGUCGACAACUCCGGCCAGCCGAUCACCGAGGACACGCCCAUCGAUGCCUACGUCACCGACGAUGACGAGAAGCGCGUCGUCAACUGGUACGACCAGACUCUUGAGUACAUGGGCGGCGACUCGCAUGAGAACAUGGCCGACCUCGAGCGUCAAGCCUGCAUGUUCGAGCACGUUUGUCUGGGCGGCACUAAGGACUACUCGCCCGAGUUCAAGGCCAUCUGGAAGGUGAAGGAGCCGCGCUGCAAGGCCAUCGUGGACGCGAUCCUGAACGGCUCGGAGUCGAUCAUCUUCGAGUCGUGGCGCGAGAACAUGGAGGCUCAGUUCGGCUGCCCUGAGCCGACGGACUCGAGCUCGUCUUCGGGUUCGUACUCGGGCUCGUGGGGAUCGUCGGAGGAUGGCACCGUGGAGUACCCGGUUGUAGGCGGCUCGCAGGAAUCGGUCGAGAACUCGAAUGACACGAUCCAGUUCCCGGAUACCGAUGGUGAAGUGGAUCUGCCAACCGACACGACUUGGGAUGCUUGA